AUGGCAGACGUGAACCCGAGCGUGAAUCCUGCGUUCAACCCCGACACCGCCUUGCUGGGACGGCUACGAAGCGACCCCUCGAGCUGGGAGGAACUCGUAUCAUUUUCUCCCAUCGAUUCCUCUGACGCUGAAUCCGACUCCAAUCUUUCCAAUCGCAUGCAAGCAAUGCUCGCGCUACAUGCUGACCACUUUCAUUGCCCAGACCCUGAGCUGGGUCCCCCGCGCGAAGACGAGGCCCUGGUGGCGUACCUGCUCAGCCAGGAGAUCCGUUUGCACCAACAUUUUGACGGUAUGCGCCCCGCGCUCAACCUGGCAUGCUUUCUGAUGGCGCGGUACCGCAAACCUGCAUACGUUUGGGCGGUGUGGGCGGCGAAGAACUCGGGCCCGUAUGACGUGUUUGUCUGCGUCGACAUCCUUUACCUCUACUACACGGCGGGCGGGGUGAACGCAGCCAGGAAGUACGUCGAAGCGUGUACGCUGGAAGAUGUGUUGGAGGGUGCGCAACAGGGAGGUGCAUGGGAGGGUUGGUGGAGUCAUACCGUCGACGCUCAUGGCGGGGAUGUGGCAGAGGCAUUUCGUGUUGAGCAGACUUCAUUGUUACAGCGGAUCGACCGGGAUCGGCGGACACUAUCGGACGAGCAUGUCGUACGGUUUAUCUCCUCGCCUUUGAGGACAGACACUAAAAAAUGGGCUGCUUUGUUGUUGUGA
Messenger RNA from Sparassis crispa, 708 nucleotides. RefSeq lists its product as hypothetical. Bases 1 to 708 code for a protein of 235 amino acids. The record is from RefSeq and is a predicted model, not a curated record. NCBI's taxonomy places the organism in Eukaryota, Fungi, Basidiomycota, Agaricomycetes, Polyporales, Sparassidaceae. The transcript has a single exon.